UAUUACAUACUAAAUGAAGGUCACUGGGAUGCUAAAGCUGCAUAAAUCAAUAUUUUAGAUCACCAAUGUCAUCAGCUGUUUGAUUGUACAAAAACUAAAAACUGCAGCCUCUCUUCCAAAAGAUAUUCCCUCAUUUAGUGUUUGGAUAGUACUGGUCCAAAAUCUUCUAAUAGUGUUCAGUUCGGUUGAGAUUCGGUCGCUAUGAAUGCCAUAGGGAAUGAGUUGCUUAAUAUUAACCGUUUAGUGCUCUGUGAAUGAAGGCUGUGUCAUAAUGGAAGAGGCCAUCAGGAUAGAACUGUUUCAUCAUAGAAUAUUUAUAUUGACUUGCAGCAAUCUUUCCCUCAAAAGGUGGCUAAAGUGGACCCAAACCAUGCCAGUAAAAUGCCCACCACACCAUAACAGGAUCCGGAUCCCCUCACUGUAGAGGUCCCAUCUGAAAGUCACAGCCUUGUGUAAAACAGACUUAUACUACUUUGAAUUUUCUUUGUUCCACAUAGGAGCACUUAAAAUAAACUAAUUCAGAAAACGUUGGUUAUUUCAAACAGAUUCUUUCUACAUGGCAGAACAACAAAAUGAGCAGGAAUCCCGUGUAAGCCUCUGUAGAAACUACCAACACUUGAAAUCAUAUUUUGCUUAUACAGUCAUGAAAAAAAUAUUAGACCAUUCUUGUUUUCUUCAAUUUCUUGUUCAUUUCAAUGCCUGGUACCACUAAAGGUACAUUACCCGAAUAUAAUAAGCGCGACAAAAAAAUGCAGCUGAUUAAAGAAUCAUGUGAAGCGAGGAUGCAGCAGACAGGGUUAGAUGGAGGCAAUUGAUUCGCUGUGGUGACCCCUGAAGGGAAAAGCCGAAAGGAAAAGAAGAAGAAGAAGAAGAAGAAGAAGUGAAGCCACAAAGAACCAUCUUGGCACUACUGGAAAUUGGCAUGAGUGAGAGACGGGUAGCAAAAAAAAGACUGAAGAUCUCCAAGACAGCCGUUCAUGAUACCAAAAAAAACACAAGCCUAACAUAGAACUACCAAAUUGGUAGCUGGUUGUGGCAGGAAAUGUCUUUCUACCCCACGAGAUGACUGCACUCAUCCGUUCCUGUGUCAGGAAUCAUCAUCAGACAUCUAGGGACCUUAAAAAUGAGAGGGCACUGUGGAGAAAUGUGACUUGUUUAGCAAGGACAGUUGGAAACCGACUUCUUAAAGCUGGUCUGAAGUCACACAAGGCACAGAAGAAGCCCUUCAUCGAUGAAAGGCACAGGAAAGCCUGGUUACUCUUUCCUGGGGAUCACAAGGACUGGACUGUUCAUGAUUGGGCUAAGGUUCUCUUCAGGGAUGAAUCCAGUUUUUAGUUGAUGCCAACUUACUGGUAUUUAGGAUGCCUGGAGAAGCCUACAAACCAAACUGUCUUUCCCCAACAGUAAAACAUGGGGGUGGAUCAGUGACCAUCUGGGGUUGUUUCAGUGUGGAUGGAACAGGGCAAAUACAAUUGUGUGAAGGGCGAAUGAACCAAGUCAUGUACGGGGCUAGUCUGGAAAACAGUCUUCUACCAUCAGCUGGAAAACUCUUUCCUGCCUGAAAUGACUGGAUUUUCUGACAAGACAGGUCAGUUAAAGUCUGGAUGGAGAGCUCAGUUUGAUCUAAAUCCAAUUGAAAACCUGUGGAAAAUCAUCAAAUGCAAAAUGGAGAACCACAAGCCCAAAAACAAAGCAAAUUUGAUUGAAUUAGUGCAACAGGAAUGGGCUGCUGUGACAGCAGAACAAUGUCAGAAGCUGGUGGAGAGCAUGACAAGACACAUGGCUGCAGUCAUCAAAAACAACGGUUAUGCAAUCAAGUACUAACUCCUGUAUAUAUCAUGUGACUAAAACAGACAGAAAACAAAACAUGGAAUUCUUGAAAGCACUGUUUUUGGCAGUACAAUGCCAUAGCUAUUGAUGUAAGAACUUCAGUGAUUUUGGUUCUUAUCAAGAAAACCAUGGAAAAUGGCUAAAACUGACUCAGCUCUUAAAUUAAAUUCUUAUGAGCUGUUUUUAUUGUUAUCAUUGUAUUUGUCCAAACAAAUACACAUUUAGUUGUACCAGGCAUUAAAAUGAACAAGAAAUUGAAGAAAACAAGGGUGGUCUAAUAAUAUGUUUUCCAUGACUGUUUAGGCUCUACACACACACACACACACACACACACACACACACACACACACACACACACACACAUAUAUAUAUAUCUGUGUGUGUGUGUGUACUUUAAAUAUAAUUCAAAUGUAAUUAAUUUCUAGUAGACCAUAAAAUUAAACUAAUUACAAGCAACUAAUUACAAAAAAAUUGAAUUGUUUUACAGCUAUAAAUUCCUCUUUUUUCUUUGUUUUUUUUUUAAUUGAUAUUUGCUGUUAUUUUCCCUCCACUAUUUUUGACAGACUUUAAAUGAUACAGUAUUCUUAAGUUUUUCUUUCCACAGCAUUUUUUUUUGACAGUGUACACCUUAACUUUAGGCACAUGAUCACCCGUAUGUAUACUGCAAAGCAAAACUGAGGGCAAAACAGUAACAAGGAAGCAGAGGUUUUAACUGAACCACUGUAAAUGGGAGGAGCAGGAAGAGAUCGAGAGCAGAGAGACAGAAACAGACAGAACACAGCGGGUUGAGUUUUGAUGAAUCAUAAUUCCUGCCACAGCUUCAACACUGUAGUCUGAUGCAAAGCAAUGAAUAUCACCACACGGUUCCAACUGACCAUCAACCCACCGAAAGAAACAGAUCCUAUAAUACAGAGUAUAAUUAACAACAACCUCAAGAAGCUCAAGAAAUUACUGAAGGAUAACGAUGCAAAUAAGCUUUACCCUUGCAGACAGUGCGGUCUUAUAACCCCACUGAUUGCUGCAGUUAUAAAUCACAAAAUGGAGAUUUGUACUUACCUUUUGCAAGUGGAGCAUGUGGAUCCAAAUUGCCGAUGCCAAAAUGGCUGGACACCUUUGCAUUAUGUCUCAAUUGCCAAAGCACCACUUGAUUUUGUGGAGAAACUUCUUGAUGAAAAAGCAAACCCAAAUGGAUGGACUCCCAUGGAACAGCAUAUAUUCACCCCACUGCAAACCGCUGUGGUCCAUGACAGGGAUGAUGUCGUGAAAGUGCUCCUCUCUGCUGGUGCCAUAGUACAAUUGUUGACUAUAAAACAUCCUGACCAUUUGUUUCACAAUAAGAAAAUGGCUGAGAUGAUUGACAGCUUUGCAUCCAAAGGACAUAAACUAUGCGCCAAAAUCAGAUAUUUCUUGGAUGUGGAAAUUGCUGUGUCACAAGAACAACCUGAAAAAGUGUUCAGAACCUUCAGCGAACACAUGCUACUGGAAGAUCCUCGCAACCAUUUGACCAUGAUUGAAAUGCUGUUUACUGUUUCUGGGAAAGACGAAGAAAAAUACAGAGAGGGAAGUAUUAAAUGGCUAAAGGAAACCAAGAAUGUGAAUACCUACAUCACAGGUGCAGUCAGUCGCUUUUCAAAAAUCCCUAAGACACAUGUAAAAAGUGCUAUCUAUAGUAUACAUGCAGUUUUCUGCACAAUGGAAGACAUCCCCAAUGAGCAGUCACUGGCUAUCAUCCCCCAACUCCUUGAACAACUAAAAAAGAGGUCUGAUAUUUGGGCAGUUCUUUUGCAAACACUGUAUGUGAUAACACAGAAAACAAAAGACACAAAUGACUGGGAUUCCAGCUUCACAGAGAACUUAUGCAAAACAGUUGCUCCGUUUGUAAAUGACCUGCACUCCUCUGACAUCAGGGUCUACACAUAUGGCAUCUUUGCCAACUUGCUCUCAGCUGAACAUGCCACAGACAUUUUUACAUCAUUGGGGAUAACUUCAGUGCCUGAGGACAUACUGACAUCUGCAGGUAUGAAAAUGAAUGACAAGCUGAAAGAAGGGCUCAGACGCUUGAAAAGUCAUUUCAGUGAACCAAACCUGGAAUAUGAAGACAAUAAAGCCAAACCUGAAUCCAAGAAGAAGAAGAAGCGAAAGAAGAAGAAGAAGAAGAAGGAAAAGGCAGAAAAACCAGAAGACCCAAGUGAUGACGUUUGCGCUGCAGCAACUGAUCCAGCAACAACAGUUGCUGUUGUGGAAUCAACUUCAAAUGGGAAGUCAUCCCACUUGAAGGACACUAACUCAUCAGGAACACAACCAUGGCUACAGCUUAGCAAGCGGUGGAAGGAAAAACUAGAGAAGCUUGUUGGUACUGAUAAAAGUAAAGUAACCACAAUUAAAAGCCUUACUUAUGUGAAUGAUGCUGAAUUCCGCAUCGCAAAGGGAAGCGAUGGUACUGAAGUCUUCUUGGGCCUGAGAGAUGAUGGCACAGAAGUUGCAAUUAAGAGAAUGUCGAAAAGCAACUAUCAAGUGCUGAAGAAUGAGGAAGGAAUUCUGCGACUUCCGAAGCUUGACCAUCCAUGUAUUGUACGAUACAUUGAUGCUGCAGAGGACGACAAUUAUGGAUAUCUUGCUCUCCAACUUUGCGAAUACACCUUGGAAGAACACAUGAAAAAUAAUGAUGGUGGUCUGCAGAUGAAAAAUAACCUGGUUUAUGAUGUUCUUUACAGUUUAAGGGUGCUUCACUGUCAGAAUCCUGAAAUUCUCCACCGAGAUGUCAAACCACAGAAUGUUUUGAUUGAUGUUAAUGGGAAGGCAAGAUUAGCUGAUUUUGGCAUAAGCAGACGGUUACCUAAAGGCCAAACAACCUUGCGCACAGCCAGCGCAGGAACAACUGGAUGGAUGGCCACAGAGACUCUAACCGAAGAAUCUGUCAUACCAUACAAAUCAAGCACUGAUGUACAGGUGGCAGGGAUGCUGAUCUAUUACAUCCUCUCUGGAGGACAACAUCCAUUUGGCAGACAUUUUGAACGUGAGUUCAAUAUUCACCAUGGGAAGUACAGUUUGGAUCAUGUUCAGGAUGUGGUGGCAAAAGAUCUCAUCGAGUGGAUGAUCAACAAAGAACCAAAGAAAAGACCCAGAGUGGAAGAAUGCCUGAGUCAUCCCUUCUGCUGGCUUCCUCACAAGCAAGUUGAAUACUUGGUAAAGACUGGUAACAGAGCGGAGGUGGCAAAGUGUCGAGAGGCUCGCGAGGAACUGAUUCAUUCACUGGAAGAAUGUACAGGGAGUGUAUCCUUCAAACAGUGGAAAGACAAGUUUCCUCAAGAGCUUGUUCAGAGGAUGGAUGGCAAAAAGAAAGCCUACCCUGAAAGCACACUGGGAUUAUUGCGCUUUAUACGCAACCUCCACGAGCACUAUGCUAAAGAUGCAGCCCAAGUGGAUGUAACUGCGUUAUUUCCUGAUCUGUUUGGAUGUGUUUACAAGUUUGCCAAGACCCGAGGAUGGAAUUCAGAGACUCCAUUAAAGGAAAUGUUUCGAAGAGAAGACAUUGGAGCCAUCUUUGAGUUUCCAGCCACAAACACUGAGGAGCAUCUGAGUGCCCCAGUUCAAGAGUCUCAACCCUGUGACUCUGAAUUCAAAAAGGAUGAAACACCCUGAAAAUGAUUUCAAAGUAAUAUAAGCAGAGAAAACAAGAAAGCAAACACACAAAAGCAAUUCACACAUAAUCAUGGUAGCACAGAUGUGACUGCUAACAUCAGCUGUGCCUUUUUGUAUUUGAGUGUCACAGUAAAAAAUGACAGUGCUACAUAGUUCAUGCUGUCAUUUAUGGUUUACAACUGUGUUCUUAUUGUAUCAAAAUGUCUUCUGUGAAAAGAGCCUGUGAACCUGUAUUCCAAAGGCUGUUAACUUUCUCUUCAUUGUAGUAUUUCUAUUUUGUGAGAUUUUAUUCUUUUACUUGGCCAUUAUUCUUAUAAGGAAUUAUUCAGUUUAUUUUUUCUGCUGUAAUGGAAAUUUAGUCUAGCUUCUCACUUAUGUGUUUUUAUAACCUUCUGGCCUUUCAGAAACCUUUUGUAACUUUGAUAACCCGUGGCCUCUCUGCAACUUUUAACACUUCUGUCUUGACCUAACCGCAGAACUGCAUUGUACCGUUUUGUUUCAGUAUUGUUUUUAGAAAAGAGAAACUGAUAACUAAGACAUCUGUACGUGAAAUGAAAGUUUGUUUCUUCCUGUUUUUGGCCCACUCUGCAGUCUGCUCUGCACUCUUUAUGAUUGUGUGACCUUUGUGUGAAGAGGAAAUCUCACCAAUACAUUCUGCUCUCUAUUAGUUUAAGAUUCUCAUGAAGCAGAACUUCUGUAACACUUCACAUUUAUCUGAUGGUAUGAGUUGCUAGUUAAUUCAAAAAUUAAUGAGGAGACACAAAGCAUAUAAGACAAAACAACAUAAUUAACUAUUAGAGUUGAGCCACCAUUAGGUAGUGUAGGUGGCAAAAAUAGAAUUUGUCUCAUAGACGAAUGCAUCAUUAUUGCCUAACAACUGCUGAUUUUGUUCUUAUUCAAAAAGGAAUUCUUCAAAUUUUGCUUUUGUGUUUAGUUUUUACUGCUGAUAUAAAUGUAUUACUACUAUUUUUAAUGAUUUAUUUUUUUCAUUUUCACUGAUAUUGCUGUACUUUGUGAGGAGAAAAGACAUGGUUGUACUUUUAUAUGUCGAGCUAACAAUAAAAAUAAUCUUGACUUGC
This is a messenger RNA of Acanthochromis polyacanthus (spiny chromis), 6551 nucleotides long. RefSeq lists its product as uncharacterized. Lineage: Eukaryota; Metazoa; Chordata; Actinopteri; Pomacentridae. Gene Ontology annotation, cellular component: IRE1-TRAF2-ASK1 complex. The record is from RefSeq and is a predicted model, not a curated record. The transcript has 7 exons. Gene Ontology annotation, biological process: mRNA processing; protein phosphorylation; IRE1-mediated unfolded protein response. Bases 2677 to 5472 code for a protein of 931 amino acids. Gene Ontology annotation, molecular function: protein serine/threonine kinase activity; ATP binding; RNA endonuclease activity.